UCCGGAAUUAUGUUUGUCGGUUGGUGGUGAUUCACGCUGGUUGGUGGAUAGCGUCGUGCUCGGUGCCGGUGAAGUGUUGGUUAAAGUUGUACGGUAAAAUGUCGCUCGUUAGGAUGGAUCCCGUACUUUGUAUCGUCUACGUCGCGCUGUUGUCCGCGUACGCGAGCGCGAGCACGCAGCAACCGGCGAAGGACAGCUUGGUGGUGCAGCUCAACGAGGACAACUGGGAUCUCAUGCUCACGGGAGAGUGGAUGGUCGAGUUUUAUGCGCCAUGGUGUCCUGCUUGCAAGGCGCUGGAACCGAUUUGGGCUUACCUUGCACUAUCUAAGGAAGAGCUUAAUAUUAACGUGGGAAGGAUAGACGUGACAGAUUCUCCGGGUCUUAGUGGCAGAUUUAUGGUCACGGCCUUGCCAACGAUAUAUCAUGUAAACAAUGGAGUGUUCAGGCAGUAUAGGAGCCCAAGGGAGGAAGCCUCAUUGAUCGACUUUGUAUCGAGCAGGCGGUGGACAAAAGUAGAUCCAAUACCUGGUUGGAAAAGCCCAACUUCCUUCCACAUGUCAAUUUUAAGUCAAUUCUUCAAAUUAUCUCAAAUAUUGCGAAGUAUUCAUAACAAACUUUUGGAGGACAUUGGAUUACCUACGUGGGGUAGCUACUUGAUUUUCGCCGUUGGAACAAUUAUCCUAGGUGCAAUAUUGGGACUGGUUAUUGUUUGCUUGAUCGACUUCAUCUAUCCACCGAAACCGACGCACCUCCACGAGAAGAAGAAGCAGGAGAAGAAUUCCGAGGAGGACGAAAUCGCGGAAAACGUUGGGGACGAUCUGGUGGAUGAGGAGGAGUCCGAGGUGGAGGAUCCUGAGGCGGAGGAAGCGGAAGCGAAGGAAUCGGAGGCGAAACAACAGCAGGCCGAGGCGAAGCAGCCCGGAGUGAAGGAGUCCGAAGCAAGUGAGAAGGAUAAAGAUACUAAAGCCGACCCCAACAGCCCCAGUGUUCGCAAGCGUAAGCCACGCAAGGCUGAUUAGAGAUAUUAUUAAUUAUUAAUAUUGUUUAAUGUAAAUAUUCAACAAAUAUGGAUCACGCAGUUUACGCGAUUAAAACUACUUUAGCGAUAUAUUCCCGAAAUCAUUCCUGCGCAUUGAAACGCGACACGUAAUAUGACAGCGACAUCGUUAUAUUAUACUCCGGAACGCCUAGAUGAUCGGUGUAGAUAGUUCAAAGAAACAAAGCGUGUUUGCCGAAUUUUUGUGUCUCCAAAAUUUAGAUAAAACUUCCUUUAAUUCUUCAUUACUGUCUGUUAACGUUUUAUUGGAUCACGAGUACAUUUUUUGGAUAUCCUAUUAUCAUUCACUGAAAUUUUAUCGUAUUAUAUAGUGAAUAAUAUGAUUAUUCACUGAAGUCUUAUAGGCAUUCUCUGGAAGUCUGUGUCGAAUAUUCUCAGGACUUAAUUCUCUCGUUGAUACAAAAUACGGAAAAAUACGGAAAAUACAUUAUAUAACAUUUACAGAUUAUUCUGUGUACAAUGUAUUAUAUAACGUGAAAAUUUUACAUUCUGUAAAAAUUGUAAGGUCAAUGUGCGUUUAAUAGACUCGAUUAACAACCUUCUUUUUUUUCUUAUGUAAUAAGAAUAAUAAAAUGUGUGCUUCUGAAUUCCUCAAACUAACUAAAGAAAUCUUUGGUAAGGCACUCGCCUUUUGCGAGCGCUUUUCACUGGACGGUCAAAUUUCUAAGCUAACGAGCUAUUUAUCUCGAUCGAGAUAUUUAUAUGAGCUUUCUUUCCACACGAUUUUUUAACACGAGGAAUUCCACGAAUAUUAAAUAUAAUUCGUUUUAGAACUUUGAUACCUCUUUCUUAUGUAGUGAUGAAAGAAAGAAGAAACGUUAAGUGACUUAUGCGUGUCUGUGGUAACGAUAUGUUGAGAGUAAAGUAUCUAAUCUUUACCAAUUGAGAAGGGAAAAUAAAUAGCUUCCUUUAAAGAUAGAAAAUAUAAGAUCAUUUAUAUGAAACUAUUUAUUAUAUAUAUAUAUAUAUAUAUAGUUGAUAUAUGAAAAUAUUAUUAAUUACUUUAUAUUUACAAGUUUUCUGCUGAUACCUUUUUAUGUAAUUUCAUUUCGAAGUAAUGAAGAAUCGAGUAAAGCCUUAAUUCCCAAGAAUAACCAUCGAUUGCUUUUAUAACAUUAUAUCUUAGUUUAAAUAUGUAAAAUUAUAAUAUUUUGCAAUUAUAGUCAUUUAAGAUAAU
Molecule: messenger RNA, 2234 nt
Organism: Ooceraea biroi (clonal raider ant)
Lineage: Eukaryota; Metazoa; Arthropoda; Insecta; Hymenoptera; Formicidae
Product: thioredoxin-related transmembrane protein 1
Cellular component (GO): endomembrane system
Molecular function (GO): disulfide oxidoreductase activity
Source: RefSeq, a predicted model, not a curated record